AUGUAUUCGAUGUUUUCUUCCUGCAUAUUCGCAAUGCUGUCCAGAUAUUGGCGUACUGUUUGUGCCCAUACUUCGCCAUCCCAGAACGAUGACGAAUUCGAGAAAUAUGAACCCCGGCCAAAGAUUGUUAUUGAUAAACGCGACUUCGAAUCGCCGCGGUUUUAUAAAUGCGACUCUCCCGAGCCUACGACGCCAUCGCUACGAAUUUCUGCACAACACGUUCAUCAAAAAGAUGCUGUGAUCGUAAAAAUCCUUUCUUUGCACGGAUGCGACCUCCUCACCGAUGAGGCGUCACAGGUAUAG
Cooperia oncophora is the source of this 303-nucleotide messenger RNA. The record is from the annotation of a GenBank genome assembly. NCBI's taxonomy places the organism in Eukaryota, Metazoa, Nematoda, Chromadorea, Rhabditida, Trichostrongylidae.